This is a messenger RNA of Cololabis saira (Pacific saury), 2056 nucleotides long. It is a transcript of the gene bcat1, whose product is annotated as branched chain amino-acid transaminase 1, cytosolic. The transcript is spliced from 11 exons. The record is from RefSeq and is a predicted model, not a curated record. Lineage: Eukaryota; Metazoa; Chordata; Actinopteri; Beloniformes; Belonidae. Gene Ontology annotation, cellular component: mitochondrion. Gene Ontology annotation, biological process: L-leucine biosynthetic process; L-valine biosynthetic process. Bases 50 to 1147 code for a protein of 365 amino acids. Gene Ontology annotation, molecular function: branched-chain-amino-acid:2-oxoglutarate transaminase activity.
AGACGUCUCUCCUGCUCUCAAGAGAAGCAGUUACCUCUUCACCCCCCGAAUGGCUGACAACAGCACACAGAGCUUUAAGGCAGCUGACCUGGUCAUUCAGCUGUCUCCGUCUCUGAAGGCCAAGCCAAAUGUGGUUGACUUCGGGACCGUCUUCACCGACCACAUGCUGACCAUGGAGUGGAGUCUGACUGAAGGCUGGCAGGCGCCACUCAUCAGGCCCUUCGGGAACCUGUCGCUCCACCCGGCCUGUUCAUCACUGCAUUAUGGCAUUCAGCUUUUUGAAGGCUUGAAAGUGUACCGAGGUGACGACAACCGACUCCGCCUCUUCAGACCGAUGCUUAACAUGAAGCGCAUGGCGAACUCUGCCAGGAGAGCUUGUCUACCUGCUUUUGAUGAGUCAGAGCUGCUGGAGUGUAUCAGGAGGCUGGUAGAGGUCGAGCAGGACUGGGUCCCUGUCUCAGACUCAGACAGUCUGUACAUAAGACCAACAUUUAUAAGCACUGAGGCCUCUCUGGGUGUUAAGAAGCCUUCCCGUGCUUUGCUCUAUGUCAUUUUGUGUCAAGCCGGCUCUUAUUUCAGCUCUGAGGCAGGAGGCCUCUCCCUUUGGGCUGAUCCCAAGUAUGUUCGGGCCUGGAAAGGAGGAACUGGAGACUGCAAAAUGGGAGGAAACUAUGGAUGUUCUCUGUUUGCCCAGUACGAAGCAGUGGAUUAUGGGUGUCAGCAGGUGCUGUGGCUGUACGGAGAAGACCACCAGAUCACUGAGGCAGGGACCAUGAACAUCUUCCUGCACUGGAUCAAUGAGGAUGGAGAGGAGGAACUUGCAACUCCACCACUGGAUGGCAUCAUUCUCCCAGGCGUCACCCGACAAAGUAUCCUGGAACUAACCAGAGAAUGGGGUGAGUUUAAAGUGGCAGAGCGCUACCUCACAAUGGGCCAGCUGUGCUUGGCUCUAAAGCAGCAGCGUGUCAAAGCGAUGUUUGGCUCCGGCACCGCCUGCAUGGUCUGCCCUGUAGGGACCAUUGUCUACCAGGGAAAGACCUUGAAUCUUCCUCAGCAUAACCAGUCACCGCUGACUUCACGGAUCGCAAAAGAACUCACAGACAUACAGUAUGGACGCUCGCUUACCGACUGGAUUUUCCUGGUGUAGCCGUUGUGGAGGAGGCGUGGACUGACCUGCGUGCAAGCAAAAAGCCCCCAAAAACUUUCAAAAUAACAAAACAACAAAGAAAAUCUUUAUGUGUGCAGUAACCAGGGAGCAAUGUUUGUGCAAUCUUUUGGCCGUAACAGAAUUACGCUGGAGAACCAAAAUUGCACCUAAAAUAACUGCAGCAGUCUCAAAGUACUUUACCUCAUUUUAGACCUAAAUUAAAGGCAAAUAUACAACUGUCCAAAGUAAUUAACAAAAGUAGGCUGAUGUCUUAUGCAACGCUGCAACACUUGCUUCUUUUUACAGCCAACAACCAGGGGAGAAGCUGUUAGUUUUAUGUUCCUGAUGUUGCUCACAGCACAUGCAAGAAUUUCAACUUAGAUGUAAAGCGACUGGACAGUGUGGGUUGGGUUGUUACGUCUUAAAAAGCUGUGCUUCCGCUUGUUUUAGAGUAUUUUAGAGUUGAUUUUUAUGAAAGUUUUUAUGAACUGGCUACAGCCAGGAGUUGAUGACAAAGCGUCAGUGAAAAGUUGUACAUAUUCCUCACGUGAAACUGUGAUUGAUAGACUUUUUAUUUUUGCAGAUCUGAAAUAAGACAAGUUGGUAUGUUGUGCACUGCUACAUGGAUUUAUGUUGUUUAACUGGUCAACACAGAUAAGAGCACUGACUGUAUCCUAAUGUGCUGUCAGCUUUUCACUAUAAUUAUAUGAAAAUAAUAUAAUUGAACACAGCAUGAUACUGUCUUUGAUAGGAUAACCGUUUCAAAUCCUUUAGUAGGUCUUAAUCUAUGUCUUUUAUUUGGCUCAACUUGUUGUUUUUCUUGUUCUGUUGCUUUAGUAGCUACAUGAAAGCUGCCAUGUGUCAAGCCUCGUUUAUGAGUCACUCAGUGUGGUUACCUGCACAUCUUAA